UUUUUUUUCAAUUUUAGAUUUUCUAGGAUUCAACACAAUAAUGUACAUAUGUUACGACAGAGAAAACAAUAUUUUAAAUUAUUUCCAAUACUUCUGCUUGCCAUUAUCUUUUUUCUCUUAGCCAAUUUUUUACUUAUGAUUAUGCUUGAAAUGCCAUCGAACAAAAACCUCAACAAUAAAACCAAAAACAACGACAAACAUCAACUUUGCCUUCUUUUCCCCUUUAAAAAUCGCUGGGAUUUAGCACAAUUUACUCUACCAAAAAUAGAUGUCUUUCUAAAAUCUCAAUUAAUAAAUCUUUCAAAAUUUAUAAUUAUUAAUCAAACAGACAAUUUACGCUUUAAUCGUGCUUCUCUUUUAAAUAUUGGAGCUUUACAGGCCAAAGAAGAAAAUUGUGAUUAUAUUGCUUUACAUGAUAUAGAUAUUGUUCCUCUAAAUCCAGCAUUAAAUUAUAAUUAUCCAGGAGAAGGACAAUUAUUUCAUAUAACACCUGGGAAAUAUCAUCCAAUAAAAAGGUAUGAUUAUAAAAGUUAUAUUGGAGGUGUUCUCUUAAUUACAUUAGAUGAUUUUAUCAAAAUAAAUGGAAUGUCAAAUAAUUUUUGGGGUUGGGGACUAGAAGAUGAUGAAUUCUUUCAAAGAUUGAGAGAAGCAGGAUUGUCAAAGAACAUAACAAGACCUGAUGGAUUAAAUACUUCGCGUUCAAAUACUUUUUUACAUAUACACAACAAGAGCGAUAAAAGAGAUUAUGUUCAGGCGGAUUACAAGAAAAAGAGAAGAAGAGGUCGUGAUCGUCUGUCAGGCUUGUCAAAUUUAAAUUAUACUUUAAUAUCUAAAUAUCAAACAAAAAUUAAUCAAACAAACAUUUUAAUAAUUAAUAUAAAAUUAUUUUGUAAUUUUAACGAAUUUCCUGAAUGUUUAAAAAAAUGA
Molecule: messenger RNA, 927 nt
Organism: Meloidogyne enterolobii
Lineage: Eukaryota; Metazoa; Nematoda; Chromadorea; Rhabditida; Meloidogynidae
Source: the annotation of a GenBank genome assembly